CUGGGAUACGUGGCUGUCCCAAGAACACACAAGUCUCCUCCGAUGCAUCCUCGGUCAAAGGGGCGCGGCGAGAACAACAUCCGGGCAUGUGGACGUUCUUGGCUCGAUGCGUUCUUUGUAUGUGAACGGUACUUUGGCCACGACUGAUCACGAGAACGCAAGUAUAGAGAAGAACGCACAUUGAGGAACGGCCAGUGAGUUUGCUGCUCGGCUGUUUAUUUUCUGUACGAUGUUUUGCUGCAAGGGUCAACGGUCACAUCCUGCUCCCGAAAACACAGACUGUCUAAUCAGAGCCGAGUGGGCGGUGAUGUCAUCAGCAAACCAGAGGUACCAUGCCAUCAGCCCUGUCACUCUGCAGCUGGUAGGCGGGGCUGUGAGCUCCAGUCUGUACUGUGGGGAGGUGGAGGGGCUUUCAGGGGAGGGGGCGGGGCUGGUGGAGGCCUUCCUGGUGGAGCUGUAUCGCUGUAGACUCUGUCAGUUCACCUGCGCCCUCAAGACCUCCAUCAGCAGCCACCUUCUGCACAGGCACCGCCCCCCUGCCCUCACCUACCUGGGGGACACUGAAGAAGGGGACGGGGCCGAGGGUGGAGAGGAGACAGGGCUCCAGCAGGGGGCGGCGCCCUAUCAGCUGGAUCUGAACGGACAGUCGAAGCAGAGCGACGAGGAUGAGGACUUCCUGCUCUACAACAUGCUGGACAACAUGAGCCCGCCCCCCUGUGACAUCACCACGGAGGGAGGGCUGCAGGUCGCACACACCUGUGAGGUCAGCACUCUGUUCGAGGAGGAAGUGGAGGAGGAGGUGGGGGGGGGUUCAGUGGAUCUCUCAUGUCCCAUUGACCCCCCCUCCACCCAGGAGGAGAUGGAUCAGUCUGCUCACCUCAUGACUCUCGGACUGUGUCGCAUCUCAGCCGCAAGACCUCAUCCCCCCCUCCCCCCCACACCCACCCAGCCCCCUCCCCCACCUGAAGACCCCCCUGUCAUGUCCCAGCCGGAUGUGAAGCAGACAUGUCAGACGUCACACGUCUCCACGACGACGAGGAGACGGAAUCUGCCUUGUUUCCUGUGUCCCGUGACGCUGCCGUCCAGGCGGGUGCUGGACGUCCAUGUCCGGUCGCACCGAGCGGCCGGCGGCUUCAGCUGUGUCCGCUGCAGCUGGACAGUCGACAGGUGGGACGAGCUGGAGCCGCACUGGAGGAGCCACUGCAGGAGGAGGCGGAGGAGGAGGAGGAGGAAUGAGGAGGAGGAGGAGGAGGAGGAGGAGGAGGAGGAGGAGGAGGAGGAGCUGUUGAGCUGUCCUGUCUGUCUGAAUACGCUCUCGUCCCAAAACACUGGUCUUCACUGCAGCUGCUCAGAUGGGUGGAGGGGUCUGCUGAUUGGACAAGCAGUAGGGAAGGAGGCAGAGCAUACAGACAGACAGACACCUGGCAGCCAAUCAGACGCCACCUUGAGUGUGACCAGCAUCCGUCACACGGGGUCACUGCAGAGCGUCACAGACAGGAAGAAGAGGAGGAGGAAGAAGAAUAAGACGAGAAGAAAGAAAAAACAAGAAGAAGAACAGACAGGUUUCUGCUGCUCACUGUGUCACAGGAAGUUUUCCUCUAAACUGACACUGAGGCGUCACCUGAGUGUCCACACAGGUGAGAAGCCUUUCACCUGUCCUUACUGCUCGUACUGCAGCCGCCUGAAGGGGUCGCUGCUGCAACACCUGAGGACUCACACAGGUGAGAAGCCGUACAGGUGUUCUCAGUGUUCCUAUGCGUCGAUCGAUCGCAGCUCUCUGCUCCGACACUGUCGGACUCACAGUCAGGAGAAACCGUACAGGUGUCAACACUGUGACUAUAGCAGUAUCCAGAAGAAGAGUCUGGACCUCCACGCUCGCCGGCACCACACAGGUGAAGCGUUUCCGUGUCGACAGUGUGAGUACUCAAGUGCGGACCGUCAGCUGCUGCUCAGACACGUCCGCAGACACCACGCCCCCUCCCAGCCCCCUCUAUGACCUCACAGCUGGACGAACACUCUGAUUGGACUGUUGGCUUGUGGGUGGGACUACAGAUGUUGACUGAUGUCACAGACAUUACCAGAAUGUUUUUAUUUCAAGAAAAAAUAAAACCCGAAAAGAAAAAACCUGUCUGUGUCUGUG
Molecule: messenger RNA, 2140 nt
Organism: Scophthalmus maximus (turbot)
Lineage: Eukaryota; Metazoa; Chordata; Actinopteri; Pleuronectiformes; Scophthalmidae
Product: zinc finger protein 84
Exons: 8
Coding region: 230-1996 (588 amino acids)
Biological process (GO): regulation of gene expression
Cellular component (GO): nucleus
Source: RefSeq, a predicted model, not a curated record